CUGUGUGCACUGAGUCAUUAAAAACCUGUGGAAUAGUCAGCCAUGGCUGCACAAAAAUAAAUAUACAGCUGACUCCUUUGCUGUGGUGUGCCUGCUGCUGUUAACUGUGAUGACGAUUUCAGACCCUUCAACUCAAGUCUUGAUAGAGAAAGAACCCAGAAGGCAGAGGGCGGUGGCCGCGCAGUGCUGAGGAGCGGAGUCCCGGGCGCGCUGCCGGAGCGCGGGGCUGGCGCCGCUCGCUGGGAGCGCUCAGCAUGAGCCCGGCCGUACGGAAGGUGGAGGCUUCGGGCGAGGGCCGCUUCGUCUGCGUGCAGUGGGAGGACGGCAGCGAGAGCAGCUACCCCUGCGUCUGGCUGAGGGACAGCUGCCAGUGCCCCCUCUGCUUCCUGCCCUCCGCCGGAGCGCGCAGGCUGCUCCUCGAGGAUUUGGAUCUCAACAUCGCGGUGAAGCAGGUUGCUCUGGCAGAUAGCAAAAAGAUCUCUAUUACAUGGCCUGAUGAACACACAAGUGAAUAUGAAGCUGAGUGGUUGAAAAAACGAUGCUUCUCUGAAGAAGCCAGAGCUGUAAUGCAAGCAGAUUUAUUUUUACCAGAACGUCAGUACUGGGGCUCAGACCUUCAACUUCCCGAAAUAGCUUUUGAAGAAAUCAUGUACAAUGAUGAAAGUGCAUACAAGUGGUUGUGCACCCUAAAGAAAGUAGGAAUUGUUCUACUGACAGGAGCUGCUACAAGGCAGGGAGAAUUGAUUAGACUUGGCCACAGGAUUGGGUUCCUUCGUCUCACAUUUUAUGGACCAACUUGGCAAGUGCAAGACAAAGCAGAUGCUAACAACGUAGCUUAUACAACUGGGAGACUCUGUUUUCACACUGAUUAUCCAGUUCUGCAGCAUCCACCUGGGGUUCAAUUUCUUCACUGUAUAAAGCAAACAGCUGCAGGAGGUGAAAGUGAAGUUGUAGAUGGAUUUCAUGUAUCCAACAAGCUGAAGAAACAAAAUCCUGAGGCAUAUCAGAUCCUGACCUCUACUGCUGUAGACUACACUGAUGUUGGGGUGGAUUACUGUGAUUUUGCCGUGCACUGUAAACAAACGAUUAUAGACACGGAUUCCACAGGCCAAGCAACUCGCAUCAAUUUUAAUAAUGCAACAAGAGACACUGUGUUUGAUAUACCAGCUGAAAAAGUGAGGCCAUUUUAUGCAGCUCUAAAGGAAUUUAAUGAUUUAUUGAACAGCGCAGAACACAAGUUUACUUACAAGCUGAAACCAGGAGACAUACUGACAUUUGAUAACUGGCGUGUGCUUCAUGGUCGCCAAAGCUACCCAUCCUGUACAGAAGUGACACGUCACCUGGAAGGUGCCUAUGCAGACUGGGAUGUAGUCAUGUCAAGGCUCCAGCUCCUUAGGAAAAGGGUCCUGAAUAGGGAUUGAGCUUUCUUCUAACUAGAAUGAGCGAAACGUAAAUUAUCUAACCUCAGUCACAACAGCAAUAUUAAAAAAAAUGAGUCUUCUUUUCAGAAACUAAUAUCACUUCUGAUAUGUCAUAGAACCUGGCUUGUCAUAGAACCAGGGUAAAGGCUUUGAACUGACAGAGGGUAGGUUUUGAUUAGAUAUGAGGAAGAAAUUCUUUACUGUGAGGUACUGCAACAGGUUGCUUAGAGAAAAUGUGGCUGCCCAGUCCCUGGAAAUGUUCAAGGCCAGGCUGGGUGGGGCUUGCAGCAACCUGGGAUAGUGAAAGGUAUCCUUGCUUAUUGCAGAGGGAAUGAGAUGGUCUUUAAGGUCCCUUUCAACCCAAACCAUUCUAUGAGUCUGACAUAAAUAUAUUUUUGAUUUCUAUAAGCUAAGAAACAUUUUGUUCAUAACAAUUUAUCUGUGCCCUGGUCUUUGAAUCUAGGAAAUACAUUGCUAUGUCUGUAAGUUUAUGUGCUUUUAUAAAAGCAGCGUGCAAAGUGCCUUGAAAGAUUGUCACUUCACUGGACUGACUGCGGAUCACAAUGCCUUCCUUUGCCUCUACCUAUCUACCUGCCCUCCCUAGAAGGCUUGAAAGGUAAAAGGAAAAAAGUAUCGUUAGCUAAAUUUUGUUAUAAACGGCACCUUCCUUUAUUUUCAGAGAAGCAUUCUUUAUUGCAUAAAUCAUAACUAAAAUUCACUAUCAAAAAAAAAAACAAAACACACUGUCAUGGUGUUAUUUUAGGUAGGACUCUGCUGUAAUGCAUGAUGUCAUUGAACACAGGCUGUAUUUAUCCAUUUAUACAUCCCCCUGUACAUGUUUUGAUUAUCACAGCCACAAAUAAUUUUUCUUACAUUUCCAAAUCCGUAAGCUCAGAAAUCACAAACCUACCGAAGAAUGCAUCAUAUUAAUGUUCCUCUGCAUUAGGAAGAUAAAUCACUCCUAGUGCAGAGGUCGUAGACAGGAUCGGAAAUCCUGUCAGAGGCCAUGUACAGACCUAAGCUCUGUACAGCAGAUUUUUGAGUAGAGUCAAAAGGAGGAAUGCUGAUGGUGCUUGGUGGCUAGAAAUGACAAAGCAGAAGUGGGUAUUGACUUUGCAUGUGACAGAAAUGUGGCAACUGAACCCAAAUUCAUUUUUGUUACACCUCCAAUAGGUCUUUAGGAUGUUUUCCUCUACUCUGGAUUCUGAAUAAAAAUCACACUAUCUAGAAAUGACUGCAGCCAAAGCAGUGGAGUUCUUUCCGUACAUUCAGAUGCCAAAUGGAAAAAGAAAGAAUUUCAAAGUACUUGUUUUCAUACUUAGCAACAUGUCCACUGAGUUUAUUUUUCACUGUUCUUAUAGCUGCAGAGUUAACAGGAUACCUCUCACCAUGCUGUGAGCUGGACAAAAUAACCACUCUUCCACCCUCAAAUCCUUCUGUUCAACUGUGUAUUUUCAAACUGUUCCUUCCAAGUCAAAUAAAACCCAGUCUCUUCUUGGAAGGGUAAUACAAUAGAACUACAAUUACAGAAUUAAAUAACCGUAGAAUUAAAAUAAGGCCGGGUUAGAUGGAGCUUUGAGCAACCUGAUUCAGUGGAUGGUGUCCCUGGCCAUGGCAGGGGGACUGGAACUGGAUGAUCUUUAAGGUCCCUUCCAACCCAGACCACUCUAUGAUUCUGUGACCUAAGAUCAGUUUGCAAACACUUCCAUAGCUCCUGCUCAUCAUUUAACAACAGAGAUCAGCUGAAUAAUCAGAUAAAACUCAAUUAAGCCUUUUUGUCAUAGGGCAGUUUGAAUGUAGUCCUCUUUAUUAAAUAGUGAAAUGUUAUUGUCAAAGUUAUGACCUCAUUAAAUAAUCUAACAAAUCUGGAGUUUAGGGGUAAUUAAAUCUCUCAGUGCCUUCUUUAAUAAUUUAUUUUGGAAACAUGAGGAAAAAAAUUUUUUUGUCUUUGCAAUAAAAGAGGGAAAAGCUGAGGAAAGAUUAAUACCUAUAUUCAUAAUGCUCUGCAUUAACUGUCAUAUUUUCCAUAUAAAAACGGAGUGAAUGUUGCAAUUUAUAACUGUUAAGAUAUCUUGUGAUUUAUACCAGUCUUUAAUAGGGAAGAGAUAUUUUCCACUUGUAUUCUGUACUUUUCUGCACACUUCCAUUCAAAUUUCUUUUUAUUAAAAGCAUUUAUGGAACUGA
Molecule: messenger RNA, 3605 nt
Organism: Vidua macroura (Pin-tailed whydah)
Lineage: Eukaryota; Metazoa; Chordata; Aves; Passeriformes; Viduidae
Gene: BBOX1
Product: gamma-butyrobetaine hydroxylase 1
Exons: 9
Coding region: 255-1421 (388 amino acids)
Biological process (GO): carnitine biosynthetic process
Cellular component (GO): mitochondrion
Molecular function (GO): iron ion binding; gamma-butyrobetaine dioxygenase activity
Source: RefSeq, a predicted model, not a curated record